Messenger RNA from Fusarium pseudograminearum CS3096, 1101 nucleotides. RefSeq lists its product as uncharacterized. The transcript has 2 exons. The record is from RefSeq and is a predicted model, not a curated record. Bases 1 to 1101 code for a protein of 366 amino acids. Lineage: Eukaryota; Fungi; Ascomycota; Sordariomycetes; Hypocreales; Nectriaceae.
AUGUCUGGCCAUCGAACAAUUGCUGAAAGUCAGUUCGGAGACAGUGCUCGGAUACAUCUGGGUGACAACAAUUAUAACUGCUCACACGACGACAAGAAGAGAUGUUUGCUUGAUCUACGAAUAACUGAUCCAAAAAUUGACAAGGCGCGAAUUGUACAGUCCAAAGGUGGCUUACGCGAAGAGUCGUACUGCUGGAUUUUCGAGAACGAAGACUUCAAACAAUGGAAGGAUUCCGAAUCCGAUUCACGGUUCCUCUGGAUUAAAGGUGAUCCGGGAAAGGGGAAGACGAUGCUUCUAGCAGGUAUCAUCGACAAGUUGAAUACCGAACCAGGAAACUUUGACCAGACCGCAUACUUCUUCUGCCAAGGGACCGACAGUCGAAUCAAUAAUGCCACAGCCGUCCUCCGUGGGCUUAUAUACAUGCUUGUCAAACGCCAAGAGUCAUUGUUAACGCACGUAUGGAAAGAGUAUGAGCAUGCUGGAAAACAGCUUUUCGAAGACUGUAAUGCGUUUACUGCCCUCUCCCGCAUUCUGCACGCCAUCCUUGCAGACUCUAAUAUGAACGAGACUGUAUUGGUUAUCGAUGCGCUAGAUGAAUGCGUCACGGAUCUUCACUUGCUGCUGGAUUUACUUGUCGACCUGUCCCAGCAAAAUGUUAGAUGGAUCGUCUCCAGCAGAAACUGGCCCGAGAUAGACGUUCUUCAUGAUGCGGCACAGAAACUUGUCUUGCGCCUGGAGCUAAACGAUGCCAGCAUCUCACAAGCCGUCAAACUAUUUAUCAAUUACAAAGUCCGUACUAUUUCGACACGCAAAGGAUUGAACGCCGGCGAAAAGCUAGCUAUCCAGAAAUAUAUGGAGUCGAACUGUAACGAAACGUUUCUUUGGGUAGCUUUGGCCUGUCAACUGAUCAAAGAUCCCAAGCUACCAGACUGGAAAAUCCUCACGGAACUGAGCGAAACCCCAGCAGGUCUGGAUAACAUCUAUCGACGGAUGUUAGACUACACCAUGAAUUCUCAUUGCAAGGAAGACUGCAAGCAAAUAUUGAACCUCGCGCUGAUUGCAUAUCGACCUCUGAUGCUAGACGAAUUACUAUCUCUCUAG